Calypte anna (Anna's hummingbird) is the source of this 3843-nucleotide messenger RNA. It is a transcript of the gene CNTLN, whose product is annotated as centlein. The record is from RefSeq and is a predicted model, not a curated record. Lineage: Eukaryota; Metazoa; Chordata; Aves; Apodiformes; Trochilidae. Gene Ontology annotation, biological process: centriole-centriole cohesion; protein localization to organelle. Gene Ontology annotation, cellular component: centrosome; centriole.
GGGGCUUUCCGCGCCCACCCCGCCCGGCGCCGACCCGCUCCUCAGCGCCCCUUUGGAACCGGGAGAGAGGCUCUCCCCGCGACGCCGGCCAUGGCUUCGGAGCGCACGGAGGUCGUAGCACCGCAGGUGGCAGAGCUGCAGGAAGAGCUGAGCCGCUGCCAGGCUGAUAAAGAAUUUGUGUGGUCUCUGUGGAAACGUCUCCAGGUGUCAAGUCCAGAUCUUACUAAAGCUGUAAGCUUGGUUGUGGAAAGAGAAAAGCAAAAAGCUGAAGUCAAGGACAGAAGGGUUUUAGAGAUUUUGCAAGCCAAAGACAGCACAAUAGAAACCCUAGAACAGAGACUCAAAGGACAGCAGCAGGAGAUAAGCAACUUAAUACAGAGAAAAAAUGCUGUGGAUGAGGAAAAUGCCCGUUUGAAGAAUGAAUUCAGUAGCUUGAACCAGAAAUUUAAAGAUAAAAGGCAAGAACUUAAGGACACUGAGGAGUGUGCACAGAAGAGGGAAGAGCAAAACAGACUGGUUAUAAAAAGCCUGGAGGAGGAAAAUAAGAGAUUAAAUACAUGCUGUGCUGACCUGCUAAAUGACCUGGAGAAACUGAGGAAGCAGGAGGCACAAUGGAAAAUACAAAAAUCUGGCAAUGAUGCCCAAAUAAAGCUUUUGGAAGUUGGUUUGGCAGAGGCAAGAAAACAAAUGGAAGAGUUGCGCAGCAUAUGCAGUGACUUGUCAUCUGAGGUAGCUGUGAAGCAGGAAGAACUAUCCAGAAGGGAUUGUGAUGUGAUCAGAACUAAGAAGGAGUUACAGGAGCUGCAGAAUCUUUACAGACAAAACAUUGAGCAUACAGCACAGCAAGAUGAGCUUAUAAAGCAGCUUCAGGCUCUCAAUAUUGAUACACAAAAAGUACUGAAGGACCAAGAGGAUGCUCAUACAGCUGAAAUGUCAUCAUAUCAAAAACUUUAUAAUGAAUUAACUUCUUGUUUUGAAACUGUUAAAAAAAGCGAAAUUCAACUGCAGCGAAGCUGUUCCUCUCUUCAGGAUCAGCUGCUUGGAAAAGAUCAAAGAAUUUGUCAGUUAGAAGAGCAACUUCAGCAGGCUCAUAGUGCUUUAAAUAGAGUACAUCAUAAUUCUCCAAAAUACGAGAUGCAGGUGACUUCUUUAAGUGAGCUAGAGAGUGUCAUUACAAUGAAAAAGUCAGAAAUGGAGCUUUUGCAGGAAAAAUUGAAAAAAACAAGUCUUAUCUUAGCAGAUAAUUUGAAUGCUACGUAUACUCUGGAAAGCAUUAGUAAAAGGUCUGGAAGAAAGCAGGAGGAACCACCUGUGAAACGUUCAAGGUCUCUGUCCCCAAAGAGCUCUUUCAGAGAGCCAGAGGAGACUCAAGAAACUGAUGAGCUAAGAGCAGCCCAUGAAAACAGCAAAGAGAGGCUGCAGAUGUUACAGACCAACUACAGAGCACUAAAAGAGCAAUUAAAGCAGUGGGAAGAGGGUGAUAGCAGGGCGGAAAGUGGUGUAAGUAAAUGCCAGCAUGCAGACCCCUGUCAGCUUUGUGAGGAGGAUUGUGAUGCUGUGUGGAACGAACUCGCUUUUUUCAAAAGAGAGCACAAAAAGCUGUUGAUUGAAAAACUUAAUCUUGAAGAAGAAUUAAAUCAGAUGAAAGUACACCAAUCUGUAGAAACACUUUUUAAACUUAAUGAAGAUGAUGAGGUCAAGAAUAGUACUCUAAAGAAGAAUAUGAAAGAUGUUCCAUACCAGACAUUACAGAAGGUACAACAGCUAGACAGAAGAUGCAAAGCCAUUGAGGGGGAAUUAAAGAAAGAGAAAGAACUAAAGAAAGACUUACUGAAGGAGAAAAGUUAUUUAGAAGCAUCCUUAAGAGUUGAAAAGGAAGAUGCAGACACAAGAGAGAAAGAGCUGGAAUCAGUACUUAAUAGGAUUGGUGAAAUAAAAAAAGACAAAGUGGAACUCCAGUUAGUGAUUGAUGAGCAGGAAAAAGAAGCUGCCUCUUUGAAGAGGCAAGUGGCAGAGGCUAAGAGGUUGAGAAAUGAAAAUGAAGAUUUGCUGAGUCAAGUGCAAGAGCUGAAAUGUUUGCUGGAUGAAGCCAAAGAAGUGGCAGCGUCUGGGCAAUGUAAUUGCAAGAUAACAGACACCAAGGUUAAAUUAAAAACAGCCAAGAAAAAGAGCUCUCUGGGACAUCAUGGAGCUUUUCUCAAACAGUCCAUCAAGGUUAUGAGUAAUGGAUUUGAGAACUUCAGUAAGGACGGCUGGGAGGAUGUGAGUGAAAGCAGUGACUCUGAAAUACCAGCUUCAGAAAGUUUGGACACAGUGGUUAUGAAGACACUGCAAAACACUAAUCCACUACUAGACAGAAGUAAACAACUGAGAAAAAUGCAAAUACAAGAUGGUCAAAAGCCCUGUAAGGUUAAUCCUUUCAAAGGCAAAAAAAAGCAGUGCAAUAAAAAGGUCCAUUCACUGAAUAAAGACCUAGAAAAUGUACAUUCUAAGAGGACGAAGAACAGCUGUCUCGUAAUAUCUUAUCCAUCAUUUCUAAGCAAAGUGAACAGAACAAAAAGAAGAAAUAUCAUUGUCCAGAAACCGAAUGUAACUCUACUUCAGGAAAGAAUUAAGUCACUGCAGCAGCAGAUAACUAUUUUACAGAAUGAAAAAAAGACAGCAGUGUCUUCUGUGAAAGGAUUUAAGGAAAUCAAUGAAAAGCUAACAACUCAGCUACAUUUGGCUGACCAAAGGCUUCAAACUAGUAAACUGACCAUAGAGGUGUUGACCUCCAACCUGGCCAAAUGGCAACAGGAGAAGGAAGAUUUACAAGGAAAAUUGAAGUUGAGAGAACAUCUGUCUCAAACUGCUGGCAAGAAUGAAGCCACACCACCUCCUUCAAAGAGCAUUGAUUUAGAGAUGAAACAGAUGCAGUGCAAACUAAAGAAUUCGAAUAAUGAAAUCACUAGGCAAUCGGCCACCAUUAAGUCACUAAAAAACGAAGUCCAGGAGAAAGAAGAACGGAUUCGGGAACUGCAAGCGAAGAUUUCUCGAAUGGAGAGGGACUUUGUGAUGAAGAGACAUUUGAUAGAGGACUUAAGGUCUCGUCUAAGAUCAAAUCAAGAAAAUGAGAAAACCUCUAAUGAAACACUAGAAACUCUUGAGAGAAAGGUAAAGGCACUGUCUGAAGACUGUUCAAACAAAAAAACUUCCAUUGAUUCACUGAAACAAAGACUUAAUGUAGCUACAAAAGAAAAGUCUAAAUAUGAGCAGUUGUAUCUCAAGGCUAAAGAUGAGUUGGAGAAAAAGGAUCUUACACUUACCAAUCUGGAGAGCAAAAUGAUUGAGACGGAAUGUGCCAUGACUCAACUUGAGACUACAGCAUCCCAGCAACUGCAUGGCUUGGCUAAACAGAGUGGACAGGCUUUGGAAACGGUACAGAAGAAGCUGCUGCUCACCAUUAACAAAGUAGAAGAAUUCAUGACAUUUGUGAAGGCUCUAUCCAGAGAGUUACAGCACAGCGUACAAGAGCUGAGAAUAAAAAUCAAGCAGGCAAAAAAAAUGAGAAAAGUGAGAGCAUGCAAAAAGAGUCUCUCACAAGAGUCUGUUCAGUUGGCAGCAUCUAUCCUUAAUGUUUCAACAAUUGAUCUUGAGGAGAUCUUAGAAGUGGAAGAUGAUGAGGAAACAGCAAAGACAAAAAUGGAAUGUGAAAAAGAUAAACAAUGGCUGCAGCAUAUACAGAAACUUCUUGAAGAACAGUUUCCUUUCGCUGCAUACUUAAUGGAUGCCAUACAGGAGAAAUUAGAUGAGAAGAUGAUACUGGUAGAAGAGUACAGUUCUCUCAUAAAACACACUGCAUGA